Alternaria arbusti is the source of this 1515-nucleotide messenger RNA. RefSeq lists its product as uncharacterized. Gene Ontology annotation, molecular function: iron ion binding; oxidoreductase activity, acting on paired donors, with incorporation or reduction of molecular oxygen; monooxygenase activity. The transcript is spliced from 5 exons. Lineage: Eukaryota; Fungi; Ascomycota; Dothideomycetes; Pleosporales; Pleosporaceae. The record is from RefSeq and is a predicted model, not a curated record. The coding region runs from base 1 to 1515 and encodes 504 amino acids.
AUGGAGUCUGUUCCGCCCGAGUCAUUGCUUGACAGCGUCUCACAGCGCCUGUACGCCAUCGCAUUCGUCGCUGUGGCGUUCUUCGCUAUCGGCCGCAUACGACAGUACUUGCGUCUGAGACAUUUCGCCGGACCCAGGACGACGGGACUCUCUUGGCUGUGGCAUUCCAGAGCUGUUAUCGGUGGCCAAUCUCCUAGGUACUACGGCGAGGUUUGCGAGAAGUACGAAUACUGGGCACGGAUCAAUGCAGUGCGCUCACCGUAUAAGCGAUCAUCAUGGUACUACCAUAGUGCUCGGUUUGAGACGGGGAAAGACAAUGUCUUUACAGAUUGCGACAACGAUAGCCAUGAUGCCAGACGGAAGAAGAUGACAGCCGGGUACUCUGGUAAAGAGAACCCGACAUUAGAGCCUUCAAUAGACCUCCAUGUAAAAGAACUUGUGACUUUGGUGCGCAAGUAUGCGGCCUCGAAAGCGUCAACGAAACCAUCCCAGGCCAUGGAUCUAGCUCAGAAGAUCCCCUUCUUUACAUUGGACGUAAUCAGCCAUGUAGGUCUGGGAGAAGCAUUCGGUGACUUGAAUGCCGACAAAGACCUCAAAGACUACCUGAAAUCGAGCGAAGAGGGUCUCAAGAUUGGAAACACGGCCUUCGCAAUGGGUAUAGCCUGGCUCAGAGACACGCCUAUAAUUGGCCCCGCCAUUAGUCCAUCGGAGAAGGAUGCCACUGGGUUCGGUAACAUGAUGGCUCAAGCGCGAAAGAUAGUCGACUCCAGGAUGUUGAAGUCAACUGAAGACAAGUCUGAUAUGUUCGCGUCAUUCGUCCGCCAUGGUCUCUCUGGAAACGAUCUUUUCCAGGAAGUCUUCGAGCAGAUUCUCGCUGGAUCUGACACUACGGCUGCUGCCAUUCGGACCAUUUUGCUAUAUGUCAUGAGCCAUCCGCGCGUGUAUGCAAAGCUGCAAUCUGAGAUAGAUGAAGCCGUCAGAAGUAGCACGGCUCCCGCAUUUCCUGGCAUCAUCUCAGAUGCAGAAGUGCGCCGCCUGCCAUAUUUAGGCGCUGUCGUCCGUGAAGGAAUGCGAAUACAUCCACCAGUCGCCAACAUCUUUUCAAGAGUCACUCCGGAUGAAGGAGAUGUUGUGACUAUCGAUGACAAGGAGUAUCACAUCCCCGGCGGCACCUUGGUCGGCUACUCAGCCUGGACGAUGCACCGCAACAACCGCGCUCUCUACGGCGAGGACUGUGGUACCUUCCGUCCUGAACGCUGGCUGAUUGAUACAAGCGACGAGGAGGCGAAAGACCGUCUAACCAGAAUGACGAAAACCAACGAUAUGAUAUUUGGGUACGGUCGAUGGCUCUGCCUGGGACGCAACAUCGCGUUGAUUGAGAUACACAAGUGCAUCUUUGAGUUGUUGAGACACUUUGAUCUGUCGUUGACCAACCCACUGGAACCAUGGAAGACAUUCAAUUCGCUUGGGUUAUGGGAGAUCAAGGACAUGUGGGUAAAUGUCACCUUUAGGUAA